This is a messenger RNA of Chroicocephalus ridibundus (black-headed gull), 957 nucleotides long. Its product is annotated as olfactory receptor 52B2-like. Lineage: Eukaryota; Metazoa; Chordata; Aves; Charadriiformes; Laridae. Gene Ontology annotation, molecular function: G protein-coupled receptor activity; olfactory receptor activity. Gene Ontology annotation, cellular component: plasma membrane. The transcript has a single exon. Gene Ontology annotation, biological process: G protein-coupled receptor signaling pathway. Bases 1 to 957 code for a protein of 318 amino acids. The record is from RefSeq and is a predicted model, not a curated record.
AUGUCGACACUUAACCUGUCGGGCUCCCACCCCGCAUUCUUCAUCUUGGUGGGGAUACCUGGCAUGGAGAAGUCUCACACCUGGAUCUCCAUCCCAGUCUGCAUGAUGUACUCUGCUGCCCUUCUGGGGAACUCGGUCCUGCUGGUCACUGUCGUGAAGGAGCGCAGCCUCCACGAGCCCAUGUACAUCUUCCUGUGCAUGCUGGCAGCCUGCGACCUGCUGUUGUCCACUGCCACUGUGCCCAAAACCCUCAGCGUCCUCUGGUCUCUGUCCACCCAGAUCUCUUUCAGUGGCUGCCUGGCGCAGAUGUUCUCCAUCUAUUUCGUUUUUGUGGCAGAAUCAGCCAUUUUACUGGCGAUGGCCUUUGAUCGGUACAUCGCCAUUUGCGACCCGCUGCGAUACACGGCCAUCCUGACGUGCUCUGUCGUGGGGAAGGUUGGCGUGGUGGCUUUAAUCAGGAGUUUCUGCAUCAUGUUCCCCGCCAUCUUCCUCCUCAAGCGGCUGCCCUACUGCGGGCACAACGUCAUGCCCCACACCUACUGUGAGCACAUCGGCGUGGCCCGCCUGGCCUGUGCCGACAUCUCCAUCAACAUCUGGUAUGGGGUAGCUGCUGGCUUCCUUUCAGCGGGCUUGGACGCCAUCUCCAUCGCCAUCUCCUAUGUGCUGAUCUUCAGGUGCCUCUGGGGGCUGCCGUCCCCACGCACCUCCUCCAAGGCUCUGCACACCUGUGGCUCCCACCUCUGUGUCAUCACCAUGUUUUACACCCCGGCCUUCUUCUCCUUCCUAGCGCACCGUUUCGGCCAGCAUGUUCCUCAGCAUGUCCUCAUCUCCUUGGCCAACUUCUACGUCGUGGUGCCGCCCAUGCUCAACCCCAUCGUCUAUGGGGUGAGAACAAGGCAGAUUCGGGAGCAUGUGGCUCACCUGCUGAGGCUGGGGGGCUUGAGCUGCAGGGCAUAG